Molecule: messenger RNA, 965 nt
Organism: Xyrauchen texanus (razorback sucker)
Lineage: Eukaryota; Metazoa; Chordata; Actinopteri; Cypriniformes; Catostomidae
Product: trypsin-2-like
Exons: 6
Coding region: 109-837 (242 amino acids)
Biological process (GO): proteolysis
Molecular function (GO): serine-type endopeptidase activity
Source: RefSeq, a predicted model, not a curated record
AUAAUCAGUCCAUAGGGGUGUGGAUCUAUUUACCUGAUAGCCAUAUUAGUCUUAUAAAUACUGCAAGUGAAAUGUGAGUCCAUCAUCGAACAGGUUCAAUCAGCAGUCAUGAGGUCAUUGGUGUUCCUGGUGCUCCUUGGAGCUGCCUUUGCUCUGGAUGAUGACAAGAUUGUUGGGGGAUAUGAGUGUCAGCCCUAUUCUCAGCCCUGGCAGGUGUCGCUGAACUCUGGCUACCACUUCUGUGGUGGAUCUCUGGUCAACCAGAACUGGAUUGUGUCUGCUGCUCAUUGCUACAUGUCACGUAUUGAGGUCCGUUUGGGUGAGCACAACAUUGCUAUCACUGAAGGUUCUGAGCAGUUCAUCUCCUCUGACCAGGUCAUCCGCCACCCCAACUAUGACUCCUGGAACAUCGACAAUGACAUCAUGCUGAUCAAGCUUAGCAAGCCUGUGACCCUCAAUCAGUAUGUGCAGCCUGUGGCCCUGCCCAGUGGCUGUGCUGCCGAUGGCACCAUGUGCAGAGUCACUGGCUGGGGAAACACCAUGAGCUCCACUGCUGAUUCUGACAAGCUUCAGUGUCUGGAGAUCCCCAUCUUGUCCGACAGCGACUGCAACAACUCCUACCCUGGCAUGAUCACCAACUCCAUGUUCUGUGCCGGAUACCUGGAGGGAGGAAAGGACUCUUGCCAGGGUGACUCUGGUGGCCCUGUGGUGUGCAAUGGUGAGCUGCACGGUAUUGUGUCCUGGGGUUACGGCUGUGCCGAGAAGAACCAUCCUGGUGUCUACACCAAGGUCUGCAUAUUCAACCAAUGGCUUGCUGACACCAUGAACAGAUACUAAAUGAGAUAAAAAACAAAUCAUAUUCUCUGCUAAGUCACAUGUAACCUCCAAUUCUGCAAUCCAUUAAUUCCGUUUUUUUUGUACUGAGGUAAAACCAAGGUGUGAAAAAAAUAAAGCAUUUAAAAACA